GUGCCCUCAGUGUAGACAGCCUCUGGGCAAGAACGAAUCUUAUGUGACUGAAAACAGAAGCUCACUGGCCUCAAAGUUCACUUUCCACUGUCAGUGUCAGCAUGAAGUAUCAUUUAUGUCCUCUGCAAAAUGUGGGAAGACUUAUGAAGUCAAUGGAAGGUAUCCAGUUGCUCUCUUUGCCAUAGGAAGGAAUUAUAAACAUGGCAAGAAAUUUCUUGGAAAUAUGAACAUGCCUUCAAAUAUGCAUAAAAGCAGUUGGUCUCUUCAUAAGAAGAAGAUUCUUCAUGCUACACAGGCCAUUGCCCUAGAAAGUAUGCAGAGAGCUGCAGAUGAGAUCAAGGAAAAGAAAGGAGAAAAUAUAACAGUCUCUUGUGAUGGCACUUGGCAGAGAAGGGGGUUCCAGAGCAAAAAUGGCGUGGUCACAGUUCUCACAGUGGAUGGCCAUAACUCGAAGGUUCUCGACACCUCAGUUUUGUCAAACUAUUGCAACGCUUGUGCAAAAAACCAGAGGAAUAAAACUGAGACCGAGUUUCAGGCAUGGAAGUGUUCACAUGUACAAGACUGCGACAAGAAUCACAGUGGGUCGGCAGGCAGCAUGGAGCCAGCUGGAGCACUAGAAAUAUUCCGCCGAAGUGAGCAAUUACAUGGACUGCACUAUGUUUCUUUUCUUGGAGAUGGUGACAGUAAAUCUUAUGCAUCAGUAUCAAAUGCAGAACCACCUGUGUAUAAUGAUGUGAACAUUUCCAAACUUGAGUGUUGUGGGCACGUGCAGAAGAGAAUGGGGCGACACCUGACCAAUAAGGUAACUGAGCUGAAAAAAGAGACCUUUAUACACAAUGGCAAGAGUGUGCAAGGAAUCGGUGGGCGAGGUUGUCUGACAAAGAAGGCAAUGUUAAACAUUCAAGGACAUUAUGGGGCUGCAAUAAGAAGAAAUACUAAUAAUGUGCCUCAGAUGCAAAAAGAUAUAUGGGCCAUAUGGGAGCACCGCAACCGUGAUCACACUAACUGUGGAGACUGGUGUCCUUCCAAGAAGCAGCCAGCUGGAGACUCUGACAGGAAUGCUCUCCCUCCUUAUGUGUGCAAGGCUAUCAGGCCUGUUUUUGAAACUCUUGCCAGUGAGACAUUACUGUCAAAGUGUGCCCAUGGAGGAACACAAAAUACAAAUGAAAGUUUUCACAAUUUAAUUUGGCAAAGGUGUCCAAAGGCUGGUUUUGUUGGAAGGCAAAGGCUUACUCUUGCAGUUGCUGAUGCUGCAGUGGUUUUCAAUGAUGGAGAGAGGGGUAGGCUGCCUAUAUUUGAGAAGUUGGGGAUGUCUACUGGAUUGUAUACCAGACUGUGUUGUAAUGAACUAGACAGAACAAGAAUUCAUGCAGCAGCUGCCGGACUUCUGCCAGCUGAACGACGAGCACGGAAAGUAGCGGCUUCAAGGGAGUGUGAAGACAUCGAAGAUUUCUAUCUUGCUGGUGCCCAUGAGUAGUCCAGGUUAGUUUUUCUACGUAAAUCAUAUCAUGGGACAUCACCAAAAUUUGUAUAAAUUACCGAUAUGCCAGAAAAGUUUAAAUGACUUUCAUUUUUCAUGUACUUCAACUUUAAAGCCAUUUUUCUCAAAACUGCGUUUUUUCACUCUUACGUCAGCGUUCUGAGGAUAAUUUCAAAACUAAUGGUCCAAAGUCAAUAAAAUUUGGAGGAGAUGCUCUUCUUUAGUUUCUGCAUGGAAUAAACUAAUUUUAAGUGUCCUACACUUGUGGUCAACUUUUAACCUCAGUUCAGAUUUUUAUGCAAAUCUGAACAUCAGUAUUGGAAGAUCUAAUUCAGAUACAGAGUUGAGUAUAGUUUAUUCUAAAGCUGAACUAUAUCUAAAUAACUGCACAAAAUUUUAGCUCUAUACAUAGAAUACUUUUUUGAUGGGACCCAGAACGCCACAACAACC
This is a messenger RNA of Dicrocoelium dendriticum, 1930 nucleotides long. The record is from the annotation of a GenBank genome assembly. Lineage: Eukaryota; Metazoa; Platyhelminthes; Trematoda; Plagiorchiida; Dicrocoeliidae.